GAAACGUGCCCAUCGCCCAGUGUGCGCUGGAGCAAGUCAAGCUCGCUCGCAAGAAAGGCGGGCGCGUCAAUUGUUGCCCGUCAGCUGAGAUGCUGUGUUGUUGUGUUGAUUGCACACUCGAUCAUAACUUUUGUUUGCGUGAUUGUGAAGAUUGCUGCUGCAACGUUCUUUGUUAAAGUUUAUAAGUAAACACACACGAACGUUUGUUUAACUCGCGUUCAGUAGUGACAAAAAGCGUGAAAAGCGGUGAGUCGUGAGCCCUGAAAAACCUGUAAAAGUGAGAAGCACACAGUGAGCAAGUGCAACGUUAACGUUUUUGGGCGCACGCAAAAGAAAGGUGGGGUGGUGUCCGUUUUGUGGUAUCGUUUUGUACGCAAAAAAGAAAAGCGCGGCGUGAAAAUAAGGUGUACGCAAUGGAGGAGAAAAACUUGCUGCUGAACGUGCACAGCAAUCUGGAACCGCCGAAACCGGACGGAAACACGUUUCUGAUGCGCGGCAACUAUCACUACUAUCAUUACGGGUGUGACGGAUUCCAGGAUAUGGGUUGGGGUUGCGGUUACCGUACCCUUCAAUCGAUCUGCUCCUGGAUCAUCGAGAACGGACCACCGAAAACGGCCUCAUCCGAUGAGGUGCCCAACAUUCCCACCAUCCAACAGAAGCUGGUCGAGAUUAAGGAUAAACCGGAGCGCUUUUUUGGUUCGCGCGAAUGGAUCGGCACCCUGGAGGCGAUCUACGUCAUCGACACGCUGUACGAUGUGUCCUGCAAGGUGCUACACAUCGCACGCAGCGACAGCAUCGCCAAGCAUGCGGACACGCUGCGCGACUAUUUCGAGCAGUACGGUGGGCUGAUCAUGAUGGGUGGUGACAUGGAUGCGGCCUCCAAGGGUAUUGCCGGUAUACACGUGAGCGUCGACCAGGACGUGUACCUGCUGGUGGUGGAUCCACACUUUGUCGGACGCAUCAAGACGAAGGAAGAGCUGUACACGAAACAGUACGUCAAGUGGCAAAAGGUGGAAGACUUUGUCGACAGUUCGUUCUACAACCUGUGCCUGCCGAUGGUGAAGAGUCGUGAACUGGCAGCGUAAAAUGGGGUGGGAUCAUUCGUUAGUGAUAGGACGAUACAGUGUUUCUAGCAUGGAAUGUCCUUCUGUUUUCCUGCACCAUGGUUGUUUAUGGCUUCAGUUUACCCGUCCCACUUAUUGGCCAUUUUUAAAACGAAUAGAUAUCAACGAGAAGCGCGUAUUUAUUAGUGAAUCUACCCCUCGAACUAUUUAUCAAACAAAACACAAUGCAGAGGAGGGUUAGGAGCGAAACAAUUGUAGGCCAAAUCGCGAUCGAGCCGCCUCGCCGCCAUUAUAUAGUAGCAUUAGCGUGCGUUUAAGUCUUCUUUCAGUAAGGGAGAAAACAAAAGUAGCAGUUAGUAAUACCGAAACUAGUUAAGGAUCACGUUUUUACUAUCGUCUAUAACCAAAUGUAAUCGGAUGUAUAGGGAACGAACGUAAGACGAAUGUGUAGCACAAAUGAGGUUUUUCUUAUAAGAAGAAAAGCUUCUUUUUUCUGUCAUCAUUGUGGCAAACAAAAUAGGGAUUAUUAUGCUGGUAAGCCUCAAAGUAUGGAAUACGCAUGACAAAAAUAUUGUGUUAUUUAUUUUUUAUAACAAAUUGUUUUGUUUUGUCACAGUAAAUCGUGUCAGUUGGAGGUUUUUUUUUGUGUUACAAAAGCUCGUACAUUAACGUUUUAAUCCGGUAGCAAAACGAGACGAAUUUAGAAGAUAAUAAUUCCAUUCUAUAUUGUGUCCCGAUCUUAAGUGGAAGAGUUCGAUAAAUGUGUCCACUCUCCUUCGCGAACAAUUAUCCUUAAAGGGACCAACAGAAAGGAGAACACACAUUGCAAUUGAUGGCGCAUAUCGUAUACACGAAUCGGGAAGAUAAAAUCAUACAGGAAAUGGAAGUGAAAAAUAAAAACCCCUCGAAACUAUUGUAGAACAAAAUAAUCAUCCAUCAAUUCCCCAUCAUCAAAUCGGGUUUGCCAUAAAACAUUUGCUAAUUUAUGAAGAAACAAAAGAGAAAAAAUCACAAUGUAGAAGCGACUAGAAGUAAACAAAAAAGAAAGAUCUUUAUUUCGCUUAUGUGCGACAUAUAUCAGAAUAAUAUCUCGUAUCAGAAUGCAACAAAUUAACAGAAUGCAGGAGUAAAAUCAUCACCAAUCGCACUGCCACAGCAAACGGUGUUCUGGUGUUGUUUGAAUUUCAAACAUUAAAGUAAAUCCCAAUUUUUAGUUAAACGCAAAAGAAGAUUCAUUUUGCUACUGUUUUAAACACUGAUACGAAAAAAACAGCUAUUUUCCAAUAGAACAAACUAAACACUAACAAAGCACGAACGAGGCAACAAAGCGUGAAGUUGAUUUGGUAUUGAACCAUUUUCUGUUUAAUGGUAUUAGGGGAAAAUGAAUCCGAAGAUGGGUUAACGUGGAGGUAUUAUUUUUUAAAAAUUAAACCACAAACAAAGGGCGUUUAAAAUGUGACAGAAUGUGUUAUAAAAAACAAAGGUUUAUUUCGUUGUUACGUAUAUUUAUAGAUUAAAAAGCAAUCUGUCUUUCUGGUGAACGUAUAAACCGGAGACAGUAUAAAUAAAUAUUUACCCAUUGAUCGUGAAAUAAGCAUUA
Anopheles funestus (African malaria mosquito) is the source of this 2664-nucleotide messenger RNA. It is a transcript of the gene Ufsp1, whose product is annotated as probable Ufm1-specific protease 1. The record is from RefSeq and is a predicted model, not a curated record. The transcript has 2 exons. Bases 414 to 1085 code for a protein of 223 amino acids. Lineage: Eukaryota; Metazoa; Arthropoda; Insecta; Diptera; Culicidae.